UUCAUUUCAUUUCGGUUCCGUAGAAGACGUGGUUGGUGCUUACGCUUACUUACAACUUACAAUCUUAGCUUUUGGCUGCGCAUAAGUUUUAACGUUCCUUCCUUGGAUCCGUGCCUCUUCACUCCGCGUCCUCUAUCAUAAACUUGGGAGGUAAGAUAGUGUAUCUAUGACUUAAGAUUAAGACUUUACCCCUUCCAAGAAGAAUUUUCCAUUAGCCUAGAGCGUGUCUUUCGGGGCCUAAAAUAUACUAGUGGAGUAUUAUCUUUAUCACAACGUCACCUUCAUAAAUGGAAGGACACGCCUUUCCCAGAACCUGCAUGGUCCAUCUUCUUGUUCCAUAGUUUCUUAGCUAACAAAAAUUUACACAAACUAGUGUCCCUCCGACAGCACUUUCUUCCUUAAUAACUCCAAAAACUUUGGUACCUUUCAAUCAACCACCGAAAAGUUAGGGACUUUAAUUUUUUUAAUUUUUUUUUUAUAUGAAGAUGUGUGAUUGAUCGAUUCCCUAGUGAAGGGGUAAGGGGGGUCAUGUCUUUCGGUGGGUUAAGUAUUGCUUUGAGUCUUGUCUUUGGGUGUCUUCUGCUGGCUCUGUGUGCUCAGCUUUACUAUUUCUUAUGGUGGAAGAAGAGAAGGACACAGAUGGAUAUUGAGAUGGAUGCAAAGGGUGCGUUUUAUUGGGGGUGCUGGAAGACCCCUUGUGCCAUGCAUGUUGCAAACAACACUGGAAGAGGGGGUGUGAAUAGGGACAUAGAAAGAACAACAACAAGUCGUGAGCCAGAGAUGGAGUUGGAUUUGCUGCACAAGCCCUUUGGAGAAGAGGGUACUGUUGAGUCAGAGUUGAUGAGGCUGCACAAUCUGGCUGGCCCACCAAGGUUUCUCUUCCCCAUCAAAGAGGAAACUAAAGAAGAUUUGGAGUCUGAAGAUAGGAGCAGAAAGGGGUCAAGAACAAGGAGUUUGAGUGAUCUCAUGUUGACAAUUGACACCCCCUUUCUUACCCCUGUGGCUUCCUCGCCUUUGAAGUGUUGUUCUUUGCCUUUGGACCCUCUUCAUUCUUAUAAGCAUCAAGGAUUCAACCCUCUCUUUGAAUCCUCCGUGGAAUUAGAGUACAACAGGUUUAUAUCUUCGCCACCUCCGAAAUUCAAGUUCAUGAGGGAUGCGGAAGAGAAGUUGCAUAGGAAAUUGAUGGAAGAGGCGAGGAGAAAGGCUGUGGAUAAUAAUAAUGUCCAAGAAUGUGGGGUUAAAGAUUGUUCUAAUGAAACAUUGGCCACAGAUUUUAGAGAUGGGUCCUUUCUUAAGUUCAUUCAAACAACAGAACACAAACAGCCUCAACAAUAUCUACCACAGUUUCCUUCAGGUUCAUCUCAGAUUCUCCCAUUGGCAUCUUCUCCUACAACUUUGAGACCACUUGAAAAGGCAUCCAUUGUGCAUUAGUUUUUAGUUCCAUACAACUAGGCUUCUGUUUUUUUUUUUUUCAUAUUAUGUUAAUCAGAUUAAUUUUUCUAAAUGACUCUGCUAAUUCUUAAUGUUUUACAAAGCAUUUGGUAAUUGUUGGCCCCCCCCCUUUUUUUUAUUGGAGCUCUUGUGUGGUUUGAAAUGAUUGCUAUGGUCAAUAUGCUGCAAAUUUGCGCAUGGUGUGCCAACAAAUAGAAUGCAUACUGACAUGCGCUUCAAGAUGCUGGUUAGUGAGCAAAGGACUAAGUGGGGCAACGUGUUUUUGUCCAUUAUUCCCCAUGUUUGCUCUGGGUUUAACCUGUGUGUUAAUCAAUCAUGUGAAUGAUGCUUGUUUGCUACUACCAA
Molecule: messenger RNA, 1797 nt
Organism: Glycine soja
Lineage: Eukaryota; Viridiplantae; Streptophyta; Magnoliopsida; Fabales; Fabaceae
Exons: 1
Coding region: 529-1431 (300 amino acids)
Source: RefSeq, a predicted model, not a curated record